AUGGCGAUCAACAACGACGACGACCGGUGCUGCCCAGCGUUCGCGGGAGCCGACGACGGCGCCGAGAGCGCGACGUCCAUCGAGGACCUGCCCACGGACGUCCUGUCCCUCGUGCUCCGCCGCCUCGACGGCGCGUCGCUGGCCGCGCUCGGCUGCGCGUCCGCCGCCUUCCGCGGCCUCGCCGCCGACCCGGCCGCCUGGCGCGCGCUCUGCCUCGCGCUCUGGCCCUCGCUCCGCGACGUGCCUCCGUGCUGCGACCACCGCCGGCUCUUCGCCGACGCGUUCCCGUUCCCCGCCGUGCCGCUGGCAGCACUGCCGCCACAGCCACCAACGCCCGGCGGCGGCGGCGGCGCCGGCAGCAGCCUCCCGCCGCUGCCGUCGCGCCUCGUCUCGGCCGUCGACCUCCGGCAUGGCGGCGCGUGCGUCAUGUCCCGCGCGGUGGAGACGGACGCGUCGUCGGCCUGGUUCCUGGGCGCGCCGUUCCGCGUCGACGCGCUCACGCAGGAGGGCUUCACGUUGCCGUCGCCGUCGCCGGCGCCCAUCGACCCCGCGGACCUCGAGCUCAGCUGGGUGCUCAUCGACCCGGACACCGGCCGCGCCGUCAACGCCUCCAGCCGCCGCCCCGUGUCCGUGGACCGGCGGUGGCUCACGGGGGAGACCGUGGUGCGGUUCGCGCUCGUCCUCGGCGGCGGCGUCGUGCUGGACGCCGCCGUCACGUGCGACGAGCGGUACGGACAUGUCAGGGAGGUCAGCCUGUGCAUGGAGGACGCCGAGGGCGGCGGCGGCGUCAGCGGCCGGGAUGGGCUGGCCGUGGUCGCCGCGGCCAUGGCAGGCGCCAGACGGGGACGUGGCGCUGAAGAGGACACCAGGGUGCGGUACCAAGAGUUCGUGAAGGGGAGGGCGGACAGGAAGGAGCGGAAGGCCCGCCGGGAGGGCAUCAUCGACCUCUGCUGCUCCGGCGUCGGAGCGGCGGCGUUCGUGGGGUUCCUGGUCAUGCUCACAUUCCGGUGACCGCCACGAAAGUGUACAGCACAACUGCACGAGCAAUGUAAAUAGUGGAAAAGGGAGAGAGAUAGUUGACAUGCGAACUCCACACAUUUGUAAUUUGUAAAUAGCACGUACAUAGGCCUUGUUUACUUUUUAAAAUAUUUUAUACCAAAUAUAAAUAGUACCAAUUUCGUUUGUA
Sorghum bicolor (sorghum) is the source of this 1186-nucleotide messenger RNA. Its product is annotated as probable F-box protein At2g36090. The coding region runs from base 1 to 1011 and encodes 336 amino acids. Gene Ontology annotation, molecular function: protein binding. The transcript has a single exon. Lineage: Eukaryota; Viridiplantae; Streptophyta; Magnoliopsida; Poales; Poaceae. The record is from RefSeq and is a predicted model, not a curated record.